GUGGCCGGAAGGCGGAGUCCGGAAGCGAAGGGACCGGGUGGUUUUUGCGGUCUGCAUCGGCGGCUCACCGGGCGCAAGGUCAACUAGCCAGCCACCGAAAUAAAAGAUUGCCCAUCGCCAUCCCCUGACCCCCCUCGACAGCCAUGGGGAACACCAGCAGUGAACGCCAGGGGGGCGAGCGCCAGGGGGGUCACAAGACCCCUCGAAGAGACAGCCCUGGGGGUUCAAAGGAGGGAGACAGGCCCAAGAUUUUGAUGGACAGUCCCGAAGAUGCUGACCUCUACAAUGCUGAAGAGAUGAAGGCUUCGAUGGAGAAGCACGAAUUCCUCGCUUGGCAACACGAUCUGGAGGUGAGCGACAAGGCUCCCACCCAGGCCCAGCCGACUGUCUUCCGGUGGACUGGAGGAGGCAAGGAAGUUUAUUUAUCGGGCUCCUUCAACAACUGGAACAAACUCCCGCUGACUCGGAGGUAAGCCAGGAGUCUCUCGAGCUUCCUAUCCCGUG
Messenger RNA from Thamnophis sirtalis, 504 nucleotides. NCBI's taxonomy places the organism in Eukaryota, Metazoa, Chordata, Lepidosauria, Squamata, Natricidae. The record is from RefSeq and is a predicted model, not a curated record.